Molecule: messenger RNA, 7832 nt
Organism: Morone saxatilis (striped sea-bass)
Lineage: Eukaryota; Metazoa; Chordata; Actinopteri; Moronidae
Product: polycomb group RING finger protein 3
Exons: 10
Coding region: 230-979 (249 amino acids)
Biological process (GO): regulation of transcription by RNA polymerase II
Cellular component (GO): PRC1 complex
Source: RefSeq, a predicted model, not a curated record
CGCACCGCUGCUCCAGGAGUGCUGUUUCGGCCUGUUCCGCGGCCGCUCGGUCAUUUUCGCCUCUUUGUUUUACUCAUAGUGGAUUUAAAGCAGAUUCAACCCAAUAUCCAGCGGACCGUGCUCCUCCCAAACAGGCUCCAAUGAGAGGCUCUCCAUGAUGAGGAGUUAACACUGUCGGCCGCACACCCGCAGGAACAGACGUGGCCGCUGCACCAUCCACAGUCGACGCAUGGCGGUAUUAGGGAACCCCGACAUGCUGACGAGGAAGAUAAAUCUCCGUCACAUCAACGCCCACAUCACAUGUCGUCUGUGUGAGGGCUACCUGAUCGACGCCACCACCGUCACAGAGUGCUUACACACCUUCUGUAGAAGCUGCCUAGUGAAGUAUCUGGAAGAAAACAACACGUGCCCCACGUGUAGGAUUGUUAUUCAUCAGAGCCAUCCACUGCAGUACAUCGGCCAUGACAGAACAAUGCAAGACAUUGUCUACAAGUUGGUACCGGGACUUCAAGAGGCGGAGAUAAAGAAGCAGAGGGAUUUCUAUCAGAAACUGGGGAUGGAGGUGCCUGGAGACAUUAAAGGAGAGCUUUGCAAUAUGAAGACUCAUCUAGAUCAACGCAAUGGUGAUGCAAAAUCAGAAGACACGGCCAAUAAGGAGGCAGGAGAGGAGAAACCAGAAGAGGACAACGACUAUCACCGUAGCGACGAGCAGGUCAGCAUCUGCUUGGAGUGCAACAGCAGCAAGCUUCGAGGUCUGAAGCGCAAGUGGAUCCGCUGUUCAGCACAAGCCACAGUCCUCCACCUCAAGAAGUUCAUCGCCAAAAAGCUUAACCUGACAUCAUUUAAUGAGCUGGACAUUUUAUGCAACGAGGAAAUCUUGGGAAAGGACCACACUUUGAAAUUUGUUGUUGUGACAAGAUGGAGAUUUAAGAAAUCCCCCCUCCUGCUCCAUUACAGACCCAAGAUGGAUCUGCUGUAGCUAUAACGGACACAACGGUUGUUUUUUGUUUUUGUUGUUUUUUUAUUUUUUGGCCCAGUGGCCGCAGACUGUGCCGAAACCUUUUUAUUUAUGCAAAGACGAUCAACCAACACCAAGCAAACACCCGACGGUAAAAGUCAACACAAGCCAGCAAAUCGGGAUCUAAAGAGGGCGGGCGGGGAGGGCAAAUACAACAAAAACUGGCAACCUCCAGCACAGAUACUGCAACACUGGUGUGUUUUUAGGAACUAAAACAACCAUUUUUUGUCCGCUACAUCCUAGAUAUGUGAACAAAAAAAAAAAAGAACAAAAAAAUGGAGAGAAAGCAUAUAUUUAUACUUUUGUACAGAAGAGACACAUGGAACCAAGACACUACUGGUGCUCUGUUUACACGCAAACAAGAUGUCGGGAAUCACGUGACCGUCUUUUUGAGCUUCGUGCAGAUUUCAUCCUCCUGAGACUGAGAGGAGAGGAGGGCAUUUUUUAUAACAGGUGUUUUUUCUUUCCUCUUUUCACAAUACACUCGACACAUCUUGGGAGCACAGAAAGUAUAUGGAAAAAGUUAUAUAACAGGCAUCAAUUUUAAGCUGUUUAUCAAGUAAAUUGUCUCUGAAUCUUUUUUUUAUUUUCAUUUUGUUGGCUUUGUCUAAUUUGCUAUUGGGUUCUUGAUGAUUGUCAAUUGUGAAUAGGCUAAAAUGUUUUGUGUAGUAAUUUAUGUUCUAUAUACCAAUAUUGUACAUAAAAUGUCAUUACAGAGAGAGAUUGAAGAGAGUAAGAGAGACUUUAGACUGUUAAAAAAAAAAGAGUGGAUCCCAGAAGUGCUAGCUAUAUUUUGGGGGGCGAUAAGUGUCCGGAGGUGAUAAAUUAGGAUUUUUAAAAGACAGACUCAGUAUCAGUAUCAAAAUAUAUAAAUGCAUCUUUAUGUUGUCUGAGACAGACACAAAACAGAUAUAUCAAAUCCUCUGCCAUUUGUGUGUGUGUGGGGUCUUAGUAUGUUACAUUGCUCUCAUAGCAUUACUUUAGGGCUGGUAAGAAGAAAGCUUCAACCACCCCCUCCCAACUCCAUGCUCCUCGUCUGACCUGGAAUACAGCUAUCCUUUUUUUCCUUUUUUUUGUUUUUUGGACGUCAUUAUCAACCAAUUCUGUCUCAACAAUAAUGCUCCACAAAAACAGUCAUGUUCAGAAAUGCCUGCAUGACAUAACAUAAUGCAAUAUUUGGGCAGAGAACUUGUUCAUUUUUAGUGAUUUUAAUCUUGUUUUCACACCAUGCAGUCCUUAAUAUCCAUCCUUGUGUUUCUGCAGCAGCACCAGGCAGGCAAAUACUGAUACACCCACAUGUUUACAGCUCUUGGGUCGUGCUGCUAGCAGCAGAUGUUGCUGGCACUAUUAAACACAUUGCAUUUCAGUUUGCUCACAUUUUACUGCAAAACUCAGAGCUGUAAUAGACAUGAUUUUUGCAACACACCAGUCUCACUUGUCUUAACAGCGGGGAUGCAACAGAGUAGAGUACCUUAUUUUGUUUGAACAAAUUAAAUUCUGGUGAUUAGUGCGGACAUUUGCUCGCCCACUGAAUCUCUCAUUUAAGAGCAAAAUAUAAAGCGUCUGGUAGAUUGUAAGCUUUCUCUUCAGAGCAGGACUUCGUCAGUAAGAAGCACCACAGGCAGGCCGGUUUGAUGAGCAUGAGUACAGAUUACUGACGUCACAUCGUUGUGUUUGUGGGGUAUUUUUCAGUUUCUUCUCACUGCCAGUUGGAGUUGCAAAUGUGCAGAGCUGCACAGUGUUUCAGAGAGUCAAUUUAAGAACAUUUUUGAAAGUUGAGUGAAUAUAGCUUUUUCCACAAAAUCUGUAUAAAACUUGGAAUUUUUUGCAGGAUAGCUAGUGUUCAAUAUUGUUGACUUCACAAGACACAAAUUUUGGAGAAAUAACUUACAUUCAGGUUUCGCACAGGUUUUUCGAACAUUUUGAUAAUGUAAUUCUGGAUAAAAUGACUACUGAUCGGUCAUUUGGUGCUUACAAAUGUGUGUUUUAAUCUUGAGGAGGAUUGUUCCUCAGGAACAUGCUGUUCUUACUGUAACUGUGUGACACAGCAAACCAAUGUUCUGUUUAACAACGAAAUGUCUUAACUCGCAACAUUCAAAGCUAAACUGUCUUUAACCCUCCCACAACUGGACCCCUAAACGCCGUGUCAGACCUCAAGUAGUAUUACCUCACUGACCUGUCUCAUCAGUAAUUAAAGGACAGUUAUUUACCCUUUGCAUUGUACCUGCCCACAACAAGCUGUUUUGUCUGUAUGUUCACAUGCAGGGUUCCUAUCCAUCGGUAGGUUCCACCAGUCUGAAAGCUCUGAAAACACAAACUCUGAUCCAUCCAUGAUAUACACAUAUGUUGGAACUGCUCUGAUCAUUCCCAGUAUUGUGGAAAGUGCAGUUUUGGAUAGUCUCGAGGCAAAGUCAGUUAGCUCAUCUAUUGUCAUCGAUAGAUACACAAUGCUGGAUCAUAGAUGUUGAUAAUUUGGGAUUUGGAAAUGGAAAAAUGUAUAGGAACCCUGCCACAUAAGGACCUAUGACGUGUGUAUUAAACGUUUUUAUAGCCUACAGGUCUGUACCUAACCAGCUCAACCAAAACUCCUCCUGCAGUCUUUAAUAUUACUUCUCUUGGUAACUUUUAUGUUUCAAGGACAUUCAUCCAGUCACAUAUGUAAAUUGUUCAUUGUUCUUGGUUUUUAGUUUUCAUACCAAUUCUCCUACCUAAAAUCCUAACAGACAGUAUGGGUUUUAAUAAAAGGUUAAAAGGAAGAUGGCCUCCUGUUUGCCUGGAGUCAGUACGCGAUUGGUUCCGACCUGCACCAGGUGCUUGGAGGUGUACCUGUUUCAAGGCUGGGUGAAACAUUCUGUAAACACUCAUUGUAAACUCUUGCAACAACUUUUUGAUGAGACAAAACUUCAGAAAUUUAAGCUGAUAAAAAUGAUUAAAAACCAAAAACAAUGAGCCUUACCAGCUUGUCAGCUCAUGAAAGAGUACUGUGUUAGAAAAUCCCCACAGGAAUCAUGUAAUAAUUGUCUCCAUUAUCUCUGUGCAAGUGCAGACUUGGUGUGUUAAAGGCGUAUACACAGGCUGUUGUAUAAAAAUGAGGCUAAUGUAAUUAUCCAGUGUUCAGAGACGUCAGUGAUCUGGUUUGCAUGUUGAUGUUGAGAAAUGCUGUUAAACAUCGGGGAUGGCGGAUACCAUGUUCCAUGUUAUUUUGUAACUUCUGUAAAGUCUUUGCUCCUCACGUCACCCAACCAGAGUCGUUGUCAUGUUCAAAGUGUCGCCACCUCCUGGUUCUCCUGGUUCUCCUGUAAGAAUUCAGUCUGUUUAUGAUAAAUGUGCAUAAGCUUUUUCCUCAGGUGAUAAAGCUGUAACCCCCACCACGAAGGUGCUACUGUAAUGGUGACUACAAACAGAAAUAGUUUUUAUCAACACACUCAUUUCUGUAUAUGCAGAACACUGCAUACACUGCUCUGUACUGUUUAGGAUUGGCAUUGAAACAAAGGUUUCAUAACUUCAUUUUUUUUAAACUUUUUUUGUUUGAUGUGCUUGCGUUCACACUGCAGCUUUGUACUACAGUUUUCCCCUCACAUCAGAUGAAAACAUUUUGUCUUCUUAAUUUAGAUCUUGACCAUGUUGAUCUUUAGUAGUGUUACAGGAGGGGUCUCACGUUUGAAGGAACAGAUCCCCACGUAACAGCUAGUGUUUUACUUGCUCUGAACGCAACUCGAAGCAAAUUUUACACUUCAGUUUUAUGCGCACAACUACAGUGAUUGUGUAAUAGGUCCCAGGUGCUACACAAUGUGGGCGACCUACACUCAAUUCUGGGCCUGAAUGCAUCCUAUGUAGAGCACUGACGCUGCUUCUGCUCUGUAGAUGUACUGCUUUCACAGCGCUGGCUGUGUAGACACAAGGCUUGCGACUUAAUUGAACGUUGUAAUCUCGAACCGUCACCUAUGGAAACUGUCUCGAUUUGUCAUAAGUGUCACCAUGUAGGACAAAAACACAACACAGUGGAAAUGAGACCAAACAGAAUCUCAUGUGCAAGGUCUAAAACUAGUAACUGAUGACAGCAUGAAUGUUUUACCUACGUGGUGAUGUUCUGUGGAACUGUCUAUUUUACAGCUUGCAGGUUCCUGUGUUCUUGUUACAUCACACAAUAGACAAAUAUACACAAAAUUCUAAUGUGUGGAUGUUAACACAAAAGGCUGCAGUGUGAACAAAGCCUUUCACUUCGUCCCUUUGUACUGAGUAUUGUUCCAAGAGCCCUGUGAUCUAUGUGACGGAUGGGGAACCUGAUGGAACUGUUGGGGUCUUUGCCACAGUGACGGUCAGAAAUGCUCUGUCUCUGCCGCUGUGCUCUCUAUGGUGCUAACAACUCCUUGUUUCAAACUUCAGAAGUUUUCAAGAAAGAUUCAGUCAGAGACAGAAAAGCACUGUGCCGCGAAGUUCUCCUGUCGGCCUUUUCCCCCAAACGUCCUUGCACUGUACUCUGGUUGUCUACUCUUGUCGGAGCUGUCUCGCUGUGCAGAUAAAGAAGGUGCUGGCUUUUUCUGUUUCUUUUUCAUUGGUUUGUUGGCGGGGCUUGCUCUGGAAAGCAAAUUUAAAUAAAUCAUAGACUGUGACGGGGCUGAUGCUGUGAAAAAUAAAAGAAAACUGGUGAGAAAUUGGGUGUGCCAGCUGCAAUUUCCUGCCUCAAAGAGAAACUCACACUUAUUAUAGGCUUCUCUGGUGAGAUGUGUGGGCCUCCUCAGAGUCAGAUUGAGCCUCCAUCUCUAACAGUGUAUGACUUACAGUUGAUUUUUGUUUUAGUAUUCCCAAAGUUCUCACAAGCUAUAGGGAGUUUUGACCUUCUCGGCAUCUGUGUGUGUGUGUGAGUGUGAGAGAGAGAGAAUGUUGCAUCUGCCACCUCCCCUGCACCAGAAUGGAUCGAUGUUCAUGCUUUUUAUCGGCACCAACAUUGAGACAUCAGUGCGGCUAUGCUUGACAGGUGAGCUAAGAGGCUUACAGGAGGCUCGACUCUGCCUGGCUGCAGAUAGGGCUCCGUAUCGGCUCCAAAAGGUCUCCGGCACGGAGGGGAGGCCCGCGAUCUGUCAGAGCUCCAGCUCUCGGCCUCAUCUUCUCCACUUCAACCUUGAACGCCUGUCAUGCUGCUUGUUAACUCCUGCUAGGAUCUGUGGGUGAGCGGGGGUGGGAGAUUUCCAUUCGAGGUGGUUUCACAACUUCACAUGGACUCUCCGUACCAGUACCUACCACCAUGAUGUGAAGACAAGUAAACAAUUUAUUCGGGCUGCUUUGUAUGCGCUUACUGAGCUCGUCUCAGAAGCUCUACAUUCAUUUCUAGCUUGUUGGCAGCAGAAUCAUUGCUGGCAACUUAAAAUAUCUCUUCUUUGUUCAGUCCACUCAUACAUAAGUGUCCACUCGGGGAGUGUGAUAACUUUCUUUGUUGCCCAGCUCACUGUUUCUCCCUCAUUUCUGAGUCCUCUCUAAAACUCAGUAAUCUCACCGGCAGGCUUUGUGUGUGACGGCGAGGGAGACCUCAAGGGUCACUCAGAUGACUGCACGGACUGAAACACACUCCAAAAAAAAAAAAUAUAUUGUCUGGUCGGAGUGGCCAUGCACUGCUGCAGCUGCUGCCUGCUCUAAAAGGCUGCUCCACUCUGAAAAGCGCCAUGCUUAAGUGCACUGAAUCACGUCGCCAUGGGUGGUGCGGUUUGAAAAGCAAAAGACUGGUUAAAUUAUGGAUUGUUUUACCACUUCAGGGUCGUGGCUGUUGCUUUUAGAGAUUGUUCACUGGUGGCGGGAUCAGCAAAGUCCUCUUUUCAAAGACGCAGUAGUUGAAAACCACCCCCUUUGUUGUUUAUGUAUGAGUGUCAGAUUGAGACUGCUGGUUUCAGUAAUUCCCAAAUAAAGUGGGAAAUCGGUCCACAGCUAUCAACCUCACAGUGGCAUGCCCCGAUGAGCCAUAGCAGAUGUCAUCGAUAAAUCUGUCCAGUUUUUUUUUAUUUAUUUAUGCUGAAAAAGUGACUUCUGCAGUAGUUUCUUGGUUAUUGAAUUUUUUGAGAAGAGAUUUGCUCUCCUUUUUUGCUCACAAAUUUUGUAUUUCUCUUUUUUUGUGAAACCUAUAUUGAACUCAUGCAUAAAAUGGCUUAAAUUAUGAAUUUUGCAAUUGAAUUCCCUUUUUUUUGUAUUAUUCAAAGUGUGUUAAUGUCUACGCAAUGCUCUGUCUGUGUAUAACAAACACAUAGGUGUCUUCUUUUUUAGGUCAAGCAAAAACAACAAAAAAAACAACAAAAAUAAAUUGUGUGAAUCUGGCAAUGUGGUUAUUGUAUUUGCAAGGAAAAUGUGCAAUACACGGUUCUCAGAUGGUUCCAGGUUUCAGCAUAGAACUCCAAUAUUUAAUUUUUUAACAGUUUUUUUUCUUUUUUCCAGUCAGUUCCUCAGGUCACUAAAUGCCUUCUGGUCCUGAGGGUGACCAGGAAAUCUCAGAACAUACACUAAUGCACCCGAAAUACAAAACGACUGGAUUAUAUUUUAGUCUUGUCUCUCUCUCUUUUCUUUCCUCCCCGUUUUUGUCUGUGACAGUUUUCUCAGACUUUGGUUGUUUGUUUUCAGGUUAACACAGGCACUUGUUCAGGUGUCCUUUUCCUUGCCUCCUUUUGUAUUAUUGUUAUUUAUUGCACAUGUAAUGAAAUGGUUUCCAUUGCCACAUUAAAUUCAAGGAGUUUUGGGUCUAGAAUGGGGCUGGAAUUUCUUACGUACAAAACUACAGAAGCUUUUGUCAAAACCUAAGUGUGUAUUUCAUCAAUAAAUGCCUUUAAAAGUG